Funneliformis geosporum is the source of this 4059-nucleotide messenger RNA. The record is from the annotation of a GenBank genome assembly. NCBI's taxonomy places the organism in Eukaryota, Fungi, Glomeromycota, Glomeromycetes, Glomerales, Glomeraceae.
AUGAAUGACGAUCUAGUUCUAGAUACGAACAUUAUCCCAGUAAUCACUAUCGAUAGUGGUAGCCCUAUGGUAGAAAGACCUCCAACUUAUUCAUUAAGUUUAGAUAAUAUUAAACCAUCAUGUAAUAAAAUAGAUGAUAGAGAAAGUCGGGGAUCAGAUAAAUCAAGUUUAUUUGACACUUCACAUAAGGUAUUCGAAAAAAUUUCAGGCUCCUUGACAGCAUGGAGUAGAUCAAUUAGGGAUUCAUUAGAGUUUGGAGAUGAGAAUGAUGAAAAUGAAUUGGAAAAGUUAGGAAAAUCACCUGUCGAGUACGAUAUCGACGUUAUGGCCUUGUCCCCAGGCAAUAAAUUUAUAGCGACUUGGAGUUCUACGGACGGAAUCCUUGCAGUUUUUCCAAUUGAUAGUCAAAAUGUACCUAUGGAAUCAACAUUCGGUAUCAAAACUCCGUAUAACAAGAUAACCGCAUCGCAAGAUCAAUACAAAAUUUAUAUUUCAGUCUCGGAAGAUGGUCAAUAUGUUGCAAUAUCAACGAUGACAAUAAUGAAAGACAAUCAAAAAGAUUCUCCGAAUAUGGAUGCGGAAAAUUCAGACAUUUCAAAAUCAGCUAUUAAUACACAAUCACAAUCAUCAUUCGUGGUUUACUCAACAAUUCAUAAAACAGAAAAUUACAAUAAUAAAUUAGGUAAAUUAAAUUCAAUGGAUAUUUUAGGUCCUUUAAUAUUUGUAAAUAAUCAAAGAUUAGUUUGUUUUACUGAAAGUGAGAUGCAUUUAUUUUAUACAAAAAGUUGGAGGUUACAUGGUAGUAGUAUUGACAUCUCGGCUUUAAUUCAUUCUUGUCCAAAAUAUUCUGAUGAUGAUAACGAAUAUUUAUUGUACACUUAUGAUAUCCUGAUCGAAAGUUUGAAAUAUGGUUACUUAAUUUGGCCUGAAAAUCUAUCUGGACUUUCUGUUUGGGAUACAGAUGGAAUGUUAAAACAAUGGUUUUAUAUUGAGGCAAAAAAUAUUUCAUAUUCGAGAAAUUUAUUCGCCAUCUCUUCCGAUGGUAAUCUCGUAGCUAGAUUUUAUGAGGAACAGAAUAAUAAACCUGGAGGGACAUCAAGCUCGCUAAAUUUAUUUCAUACUCCAACGGCAUUAGCGGUUUCUGAAUUCGAAGUUUCUAGGACCACUUUCCAUAUUUCGUUCUUGCCCAAAACUGAUCAUAUAAUAGUGUGUUCGAAAGAAGGGGAGGGAGUUUGCGUGCAAUUGUGGCAUUGUUGGGCCGGAUGUUUGGUUUUCGAAGAAAAAUUUCAUAACCUUAAACAUGAUAAACCACUAUUAUUUCUUGGAGAUAAAUUUGUUCAAGCAGUUGGCAAUGAAUUAUGUACCUAUUCAUUAAUCCCAAAUCAUUCAUCAGCUACGAUGGAAGCAUUAACAAUAACAACAUCACAGGGUUGCAAAUCAAGUGAGGAUGGAUUAUUAAUCACUUUAUAUUUUGAAACGCAAAUAUCAAAGGUUAUAUGUUGGGGUCGAAUUUAUAAUAGUGAUCAAGUUUUGCAAUGCACCUUUAAAGUUGAGCCAUGGCAUAAUUGGUGUAGUAAAGAUAUCUUUGUUCGUUGGUUAGACCCUGAGGGAAAGAGAUUCGUCCUGGUUGGAAUUGACAGUGUACAAAUUUACAAGACGAAACCAAAAGGGCAAUAUUUAAAGUUGGAAUUACAAUAUAUAUGGGUCACCAACUCUUGUAUAAAAUCUGUAAUUUUAGAAACGUCCCUAGACGAAAAUGACCAAAGUAACCCACCCCAACAUACAAUGCUUCAUGUACAAUUUAAAGAUAAUGAACCAACCUCUUUACCUAUACCAAAUGAAAAUGAUAAACUUACGCAUAGGAUAGCAUCUGAUGCGUGUGCUGCAGUACAUUAUCUUCGAAUGAUUUUUACGCCUAAUAUACAGGUCUUUAAUCAAUUAGCAAUCAGAGAUCAAUUGAGGAAGCUUAUUGACUCUUCGGUCAUUCAUUUUCCUUCAGUUUUCAACAAAUGUUAUUGGGAGGGUAUCGAAUUUUACCCCAUGGAAGAUUUCAUUAUGUUGAGUUGGGAUGAUUUGGUAAAAAGUAUCCUUAAAACUGACCGAUUUAUUCCUCUUUUUCAUGACAAAGAACAAACCGAAAGUGCUUUAUUAUUAUUAAUAGAACUUCAAAAAUCAGAGUUGGUUGAACAAAUGGUUAAUUAUAUCAUGAAACAUUUAAAACAACGCUAUGUCGCAAUACGCAAUCGUUCGAAUUCUACGAAUCUUGAUAAAAAAGUUCAACAACCUGGGUUCGCUUGGACCUUGGGAAAAUCUUUAUUGGAAUUAUUUCAAUAUUAUCCCGACAAAGGUAUCUUCGUUAUGAAAGAAUCAAGUUACUUUACAGUUUCUUUAGAGGCACCCUCGAGAAUUUUACAAACAGAUUUAUCGUAUGGGGAAGAAAGAAGUUGGCAUAAAGAAUUAAAAGCUGUAGCACGCAUAGCUCGAUUGCCAAAAGGAAUAAGUUUCCCUGAUGAUAACCAAGGAUCAAUAAUGAGUAAAUUGUUUAGACCAUCAAGUCUUAACAUUAAAAUGCGUCAUCAUACUGGAGCUCUGGUUUAUCAUCCAAAUGAAACACGUUAUUAUGCACAUGGUACAGAAAAGAAAGAUCUGAACAAAGAAAUUUAUAUGCAACUAAAGCAACGUAAACAACGGUUAGAAGACGUGAAAAAAACGCAUCCCGCAAAAUUAUGUGUUGUUCCCUUGCCGGAUUUUUGUGUCUAUCCUCGUUUGCCCAUAAAAGAUAGUUCAUCAAGUUCAUCAUUAUCUAAUAUAAUGCAUCGAUUUUGGUAUAUAUAUUUUGCUCCAGCACAAAGAAGUCCGUUCGCCGACGUGGCGUUAAAUGGCCCAGCUGAGAUGUUUAGUGAAGUUGCCAUGGAAGCUAUAAUAAAAUUUAAGUGGGAGAAAUUUGCGAAACGUCUAUAUUUAUGGCAGUUCUCAUUUUAUAUAAUCUUCGGAAUUACAUUCUGUCUGACAGUCUCGAUUGAAUCAACACAAGAUGGAAGAUCAAAUAGCAAAUUUAUAGUCGCAACGAUUAUUUCCAUGAUGUUUUUGUUGCAAGAAAUAAGACAAAUGACCUGUGGAAUGAAAAAUUAUUGGACAAGUUUUUUUAAUUAUGUUGAUUUGGCGAGCUAUUGUUUGCCACUUGCAACUUCUUUAACGGUCCUAAUGAAAGUAGAACCUCCAAUAUGGUUGAUAGGUUUUGCGGUUUUAUGUGUGUGGCUGAAUGGGUUGUUAAAAUCAAGAGCAUUUGAGGCAACCGGGAAAUUCAUAGCAAUCGUAAUUGUAGUUGGUAAAAGGAUCAAAACAUUAUUGAUGACAUUAUUCAUUAUAGUGCUUGGAUUUUCAAAUGCAAUGUAUAUCCUUUUACGUGAAAAGGAUCCCGCGGGUCUUGUUCCAAAAUUUAGUGGGACAGUAACUGAUAAUUUGGGAAAUUCUGCAUUGAUAGAAAUGAAUCAAAUACCCGACAAAAAUACUAAUAUGUGGCAAAGAUUUGAUUAUUCGAUUCUAGCUACUUAUUUUUUUCUUGGUAUUGGAUGGGAUAGCGUAUCGGGUUUUGAUCCAGAUUGGUCCUUGUAUAUCAUGAUGAUUUUAUUCAGCCUCGUAACUGUAAUCAUGCUUUUGAACAUUCUUAUCGGUUUAAUCACCGAGGUAUUCAGUGGUUCGCUUCAAGUAGGACGACAAGCAUGGUUACGUCAACGAGCAGAAUUAGUAGCGGAACUCGAAAUCUUAAUGCUCUCACCCUCGCAUCGUCAAUAUCCGGAUUGGUUCCCUCAUUUAAUAUAUUAUGAAGCUCACGUAGAUUCUAUAAAAAACUGGAAAAGAAAAUUAGAGUUGGAAGAAAUGGGUGAAUUAGAUGUUGAUUUUGUUAAAAGAGAAUUGAAAAGUGUUAGAGAUGAUUUAAAUAAUGAAAUAAAGGAACUAAAAGGAAUGGUCGGACAAAUUAGAAUUUUUAUAAUUGGUUCAAAAGGUGAUGCCGAUUCCGGAAGCAGAUCUAAUAGAAACAGUUUGACCUCUAUAUAA